Messenger RNA from Myotis daubentonii (Daubenton's bat), 3885 nucleotides. RefSeq names its product galectin-9B-like. The record is from RefSeq and is a predicted model, not a curated record. NCBI's taxonomy places the organism in Eukaryota, Metazoa, Chordata, Mammalia, Chiroptera, Vespertilionidae. Gene Ontology annotation, molecular function: carbohydrate binding.
ACGUGCCUUGUGAUAGAGUUCGGGUGCAUGUAGUUGAGUGAGGUUGGAACUCACGAGAAUGCUGUAAACAACGUGAUCACGCCUCUACUUUGCCUCGUGGCAUCUGCUAUAAAAUAAAGACACGGCUUGUGGGCGCUGGCGCUGUCUCCUCAUCAGGGAGCAGCGUCCCACCGAGACCCACCUUUCAUUCUCUUGUCUGUCUUUUCUCAAUCCUUUCACCCCCCCCACUCAGGAUCACCUUUGGCCUUAACAGUCUGAUAGCUCAUUGGUUUUCUCUCUAGCACAUUGCAGGGACCUGCUUGACUUCAGUAAAGUCCUUCCCAGUGCAGAGAACUGCCUGGCUGGUGUGAGGAGCAGCCGGGACCACAGAGGUGGUGAAGAGAUGGCCCUCACCUGUAACCAGCUUUCCGUCGUGAACCCAGUCGUCCCCUUCUCUAGGGCCACACCAGGGGGCCUCCAGUAUGGACAUCAGGUCACUGUCAAAGGGGUGUUUCUUCCGUCCUGUGGAAGCAGGUUUGCUGUGGACUUCCAGACGGGCUUCAGUGACAAUGACAUUGCCUUCCACUUCAACCCUCGGUUUGAAGAGGGCGGGUAUGUGGUCUGUAACACCAGGCAGAAAGGACGCUGGGGGCCGGAGGAGAGGAUGAUGAUCAAUCCCUUCCAGAUGGGAAUUCCUUUUGAGAUCAGCUUCCUGGUGGAGAACUCUGGAUUCCAGGUGAAGGUGAAUGGAAACUUCUUUAUGAUCUACGUACACCGCGUGCCCUUCCACCGUGUGGACACCAUCUCCUUCACCGGUGGUGUAGAGGUGACAGAGAUCAGCAUCGAGGACACCCGUGCAGUUUGUCUCCAGAGGAAGAUCUCUGAGGUGCAGUCCUACCCCAGUCCCUGUGGCUCACCUGAGUCCAAAGAGCAGAAACCAAAAGCCCCAGGCUCAAAUAAAGCUCCAACUCCCCAGCUGGAUGUGCAGAAUCCUCCCCAGCCUUGCCCAGCCCACCUCCCGGCCUCCCACCUCACCCAUGAAGACCCUCCAUCAGCCUCCACUGCUCACUCCAGGCUCCUUCUGGCCACCACGCUUUUGCAUCUGCUGUCCUGGUGCCCAAAGUAUCCUUUGCCACCUCACCCAGCCAGCCCCUAACUGCCCUUCAAUGCCCUGCUUCAUUGUGGCUCCUCAGGGCAUCUUCCCUGCCUGGCAGGUUGCUGGAUGCCCGACCCCCUCCCUGACCUGAUGCACUAUUAACAACUCUGUGCACGCCAGGCAACAUGUCCAGUUGUAACUGUACUUACAUGUCUGUCUCUGUCAUUCCACCCCCUCUUUCCCCAAACCAUAAGCUUGGAAUACUGACUUGUCCCUUUCUGUAUCCCCAGCACUUUGUAGGGAAUAGAUCAGAGGCCAACCCAAGCUGGGAGCCAGAUUUUGCCAAACACCACCGAGUCCUUGGUUGAGUGCCUUCCUGGUUCCUCCUGAGAGAAGGAAACAUGGUUCACUCCUUCAGCAGCCUUCCCGGGGGACAUGGGUGCCCUUCACUCACCGGCAUGCCCUUGACCCUUAGCCCCAUCUCAUGGGCUUUGUCAUCCAAGUGCCCAAUCAUUAUUAGCCAAACUCUCAUGAACAUGAAGGCCUCAGAGCAAAAUUCAGAGACUGUAAGACUGGCUGUGCUCAGGACUCCACUAAAGAGCCAGCACUAAGAUGAGAAAUGCACUCAAAGGCCCACAGCAAAUAUGAGCUCCUCUCUCUUUGGCCCUCAUCUCUGUUAUUUUCUCCCUCUUGCCUACUCUGUCUGUCCCUUCCUGGCUGGCUUCCUCCCUCUUGUCCAGGCCCCUGCCUUUCCAUUCUUCCUUGGCUCAUUAAAGCUUCUCUUCACCCCAGAGCACCUUUUGUUUUAACGGGACCCUGGGGAUGUCCCUGCGGUGCAAAAUGGUCAAACAGCUUGUGACCUACUGGAGCCCAAGGAGCAGAAAGCAAAAGUGAGUUAAACAUGGAGAACCUGGGAGGCUGAGCAGUCAGCAGGAAGGACAGAAAGUCUGAGAGAGGGGCUAGUUGCUGCGAGCAGGCAGUGACGACCUAUAGCCCCCUGCAUGCCCAUCCAAGGUUCCCUAUCUCCAUCCACCAGGCACCAGGUGCCACAACCUUUUGCAGUGAGGAUUCAGGAUCUGGUGAAGGGGCUGCACAUAAAUGGAUAGACUAGACAAAAAAUAUAAAUUUAGAAUGCAUGUGGGAAUGAGGCAGAAACCUACUCUCUAGCGGAAUGGCUCUCUGAAUCUCCAUACCCAAAGCUUUUUACUAGAAUAUACAUUUUACCUUUAGCAAAGCAAAGAGACAGCAAUGGUAAGGUUUGUAAACAAUAAAAGGAUUAUGUGCUUAGAGGAUUGCCUUCAGCCAUUCAGCCAACAGCAGGUGAUAAUAUGCUGAUUCUCAGCCCUUGCUGAAUAUCAAAGUCCAUCAGCCUUCUGAGGGACUUCUGGCAUUUAUAUGUUAACUACUUUUUGCUCUUUGCCUCCAGAACCCAGGCCCCUGAUUUGGGAGGCAUCCUUCAUUCUUCCCUCCCUUCCUUAAUAUCCCUGGAGUGCACCAAGGCCUCUCUUUCCUGAAGGCACUGCCUUGGAUUAGACCACCUGGCUCUUCACUCCUGACCUCCUCACACUGCCACACUGCCACAGUGACCUUUCCAAAAGCAAAUCUAGUGGCAUCUACUCCCUCCUUAAAAACCGUAAAGGCUCUCGCCUCAAUAGAGCUCCAGUCCCCCAGCUGGAGGAACAGAUUCCUCCCUAGUCUUGCCCAGCCCACCUGCUGGCCUCCCACCUCACCCACCAAGACCCUCCAUCAGCCUCCACUGCUCACUCCAGGCUCCUUCCGGCCACCACACUUUUGCAUCUGCUAUCCUGGUGCCAAAAGGACCCAUUGCCUCCUCACCCAGCCAGCCCCUAACUGCCCUUCAAUGCUCUGCUUCAAUGUGGCUCCUCAGGGGCAUCUUCCCUGCCUGGCAGGAUGCUGGAUGACCCACUGCCUCCCUGUCUCAGUGGACAUUUCACAACUCUAUGCACACCAGGCACCAUGUCCUGUUGUAACUGUAUUUACAUGUCUGUCUCUGUCACUCCAACCAUCCUUCCCCAAACCUGUGAGCUUGGGAUUGUGACUUGUCCCUUUGUGCAUCCCCAGCACUUUGCACAGUGCCUGGAGUGCAGUAGGGACUGGGUCAAUGAAUGAGGGAUGUGGUUUGCACAGUCAGUAGAAGCGGAGACCAGUCAGGGCAAGACCAGUCUGCUGGGUGGGGAGGGGCCUCGGGCAGGAAACGGAGCAGGGCCUGGCCCUUCCUUGGCCACUUGAGCAGUGGGAGCAAGGCCAAGGGCGUCAUCCUACCCAGCUUCCUGUGGCCCAUCACGGUGCUCGGUGGGCCCCUGCCACCCGCCACACUGACUUUAGGAUGGAGGAGCUCCUGGGAGCCUUUGCAGGGCAGCCUGACUUUGGCCCUGGCCUUGGGAGGACGUGGUAUGUUGAUACAACCAGACACAACAGGGUACCACUUUGUAUUUGAUGACUUGCUACUGGGACAGGCUUGGGCAAGGUGCUUAACCUCUCUGAGCCUGUGCUCUUACUUAGCAAAACUGAAGUUGACCUUGGUGCAGACACAGGAGGGAUUCCCGCCCUGGGACCUCGGGCUGGAGCAUGCUGAUGUCUGCAUCUGAACUUCAACUCUGCCUUCCCUGUCCCUGCCCCAGUCCCUGCCCUCCCAGCCCUUCCUGGAUCUGGGGCUUUUCUAGAGAAACCAGGCCCUUGGCCCUGCUUCUGUCUGCAGCCAUCCUGGAGUGGAGAAGGCCGUUGGCUGGCAUAGCUCCCUCUGUCUGGGCAGCACCUGGGCUCCAGCUGCCCAAAUUCUAACAUCUGAG